Messenger RNA from Prunus armeniaca (apricot), 1539 nucleotides. Lineage: Eukaryota; Viridiplantae; Streptophyta; Magnoliopsida; Rosales; Rosaceae. The record is from the annotation of a GenBank genome assembly.
AUGUGUAACUGUAAUGUAUUGCCGGAUGAUUAUACCUUAGCGACCAUGGCCAAAGUUUCCGGCGAGGUUCAGGACUUGGUUGCAGGGAAAUCUGUUCAUGGGAAGAGUAUAAGAGUGGGGUUUGUUUUGGAUACUGUUGUUGCCAAUUCUCUGAUGUCUAUGUAUUGUAAAUGUGGGAAUUUUAGUGAAUGUAGGAAAGUAUUCGAGGAAAUGCCUCAGAGAAACGUGGGGUCUUGGAAUGCGAUAAUAGCAGGAUAUGCAAGUUCCGUGGAUCAUGGUUCUGAUAAGGAAAUUUGGGAAAUUGCUAAAUGCAUGCUGAUGAAUGGGGUGAAACCUGACGGGUUUAGUGUUUCAAGUCUUUUGCGUUUGUGUGGAGGUGAUGAUAUUGAGAAAUGGGAUUACGGUAGCGAACUUCACUCUUAUAUUCUUAAGUAUGAAUUGGAUUUAAAGUGGGGUUCAGAUGUUCAUCUCGGGUGUUGUUUGAUUGAUAUGUAUUCUAGGAGUUAUAGAGUUGAUUUGGGUAGACGGGUAUUUGACCGCAUGAAGUGUAGAAAUGUAUAUGCUUGGACUGCCAUGAUCAAUGGUUAUGUGCAGAGUGGAGCUCCCGAUGAAGCAUUGGUUCUGUUGCAAAAGAUGCAGGUCGAAGAUGGAAUACAACCCAAUAGAGUAUCCCUAGUAAGUGUCCUUCCUGCUUGUAGUUCACAUGCUGGUUUAAUGCGUGGGAAACAAAUUCAUGGGUUUGCUAUCAGGAAGGAAAUGAAUCAUGAUGUAUCGUUAUGUAAUGCUUUGAUCGAUAUGUACUCGAAAUGUGGGAGCUUGGAUAUUGCAAGGCGAGUCUUUGAGGAUGAUUCUUUUUGUAAGGAUGCAAUCUCUUGGAGUUCAAUGAUUUCAGGAUAUGGUUUACAUGGAAGAGGUGGGGAAGCCAUUGUUUUAUAUAGUAAGAUGCUUCACCUUGGAAUCAAACCAGACACAAUAACUAUAGUUGGGAUCCUUUCCGCUUGUGGCAGGUCAGGACUGGUAAACGAAGGCCUUUCCAUCUAUAGCUCUUUAUCAACUGAUUUUGGAAUUAAACCAACAGUGGAGAUCUGUGCUUGUGUGGUGGAUCUGUUAGGCCGAUCAGGAGACCUCGAUGGAGCAUUAAAUUUCAUCAAAAUGAUGCCUGUAGAACCUGGUCCAAGUGUUUGGGGGUCUUUAGUUUCUGCUUCUUUGUUGCAUGGGAAUCGUGACAUGCAAGAUCUAGCUUACAGGUUCCUUAUUCAACUAGAACCCAAAAACCCGUCAAAUUAUAUUUCGCUAUCGAACUUCUAUGCUUCUUCUCGGAGGUGGGACGUUGUAGCUGAAAUGAGAAGAAUGAUGAAAGAAAGAGGUUUGAAGAAGGCACCUGGGUGCAGCUGGAUAAGCAUUAAUUCCAAGACUCAUUGUUUCUAUGUUGCUGAUAAAGCACAUCCUUGUUCUAAUUCGAUCUAUCAGAUGCUUGGCUACCUUAUCUUAGUGAUGAAAGGAGCCAGCUAUUCUGAUGAUUUUGAACAUCCAGCAUAG